UUGAGGAGGCUUCAGUGGAGGAGUGACACCGCUCACCGGGGGUGCUCACAGUACAGAAUGAUCCAGAUUCUUGAACCACGUUCUCUGCCCCGAUCAAUAAUGCCAGUUGAUGUUGCGGUUAGAAUAUGCUUGGCACAUUCACCUCCGCUGAAAAAAUUUCUCAGUCCAUAUGAAGAUAUCCGAGGAAGAAACUUUGUGAAUCGAUUCAAACCUCUAAGGCCAUGCCUCACUUUAAAAAAAGAGUCUGAUUCCAGGAGCAGUGAGUGGAACAGGUCCAAGGCUCGCAACAAAAAGAAAGUUGUAUUUGCAGACUCUAAAGGACUCUCUCUCACUUCGGUUCAUGUGUUUUCAGAAUUUAAAGAAGAACCAGUGACACAUCUCCAGUUUGACCUUAUUGAUUUGGAAGAUAUCACAGCGAGUUUAAAACUUCAUGAAGAAAAGAACUUAAUUCUGGGAUUCACCCAGCCAUCCGCCGAUUAUUUGCAGUUCCGCAACCGCAUUCACAAAAACUUUAUUUGCUUGGAGAACUGCAGUCUUCAGGAAAGGUCCAUUGCUGGUACCAUCAAAGUGAAAAAUCUGAGCUAUGAAAAAAUGGUGAAGGUCCGCAUAACCUUUAACACCUGGAAAACCUUCUCAGAUGUUGAUUGCACAUACAUGAACAAUGUGUAUGGAAGCACGGACAGUGAUACAUUUUCAUUUGUUAUCGAUAUCCCUCCCAACACUCCCAGCCAUGAAAAAAUUGAGUUCUGCCUAUCGUAUGAAAGUGAAGGCCAGAUGUUUUGGGACAACAAUGAAGGACAAAAUUACUCCGUGGUUCACGCAGAGUGGAAAUCCGAUGGUGUGCAAACUCCUACACCAAUUAAGCCAGACGCAACCUCAUACAAAUUCCAAAGAAUGAAACCACAGAGUGACUUGUAUGGGUUUGGGAGCCCUAGAACAUCAUCUGGGCUCUUUCCUGAAUGGCAGAGCUGGGGUAAAUCUUUGAACACAUCACCAUACUGGUAAAGAUAACCAGCCACUAGCUAUGGGCCCUACCGAGCUGAAAGUUCUCUAUGUCUAACAAGCCUGGAGUGUAAACAAGCCAACUGAUCUUUAAAUCUGAUGCUUGCAGAAACACUAGAUUGUCUCGUCAUAAAGAGUAUAAUCAAACGCAGCAAGUUUUUAUGAAAUACACAUUAAGGUUCAAAGAUAAGAACUUAGUAUGUACUACUUACAUUUGGAAACACUUUGCUUGAACAAACAGCCUUUCUACCAAUGAUUAUCCUAUGUACUACACACGGCAGCGUAGCGGGAGCCUGUGUGAAGCAAAAUACAAUGUUGCUUGUUUUAGAAACAGUAAGAAGACGCUUCUUUCGAAGGAGACAGAUUAAGGCUUACCAACACUAGAAGAUAAUUACAUAAUAACGGUCUCACAAGUAGCAAGGUUUAGAAUCAGCCUGCGAUUACAAGGAUUAAGAUUCAACAGAGAGAUACAUCAAUGAGACAAA
Spea bombifrons (plains spadefoot toad) is the source of this 1487-nucleotide messenger RNA. RefSeq names its product protein phosphatase 1 regulatory subunit 3C (gene PPP1R3C). Gene Ontology annotation, cellular component: protein phosphatase type 1 complex. Gene Ontology annotation, biological process: regulation of glycogen biosynthetic process. NCBI's taxonomy places the organism in Eukaryota, Metazoa, Chordata, Amphibia, Anura, Pelobatidae. The record is from RefSeq and is a predicted model, not a curated record. The coding region runs from base 58 to 1005 and encodes 315 amino acids. Gene Ontology annotation, molecular function: glycogen binding; protein phosphatase 1 binding. The transcript has 2 exons.